AUGGAAAAAUAGGAUUAUUGCAUGUAAAUAAAAUAUAGGAGAUGUAAUAAUAAAAGAAUAUUCAAAUAGUUAAUUCUUUCCUUUAAUAAAUUGUAUAACAGCCUUUAUAAUUUAGAAAUACUUAAAAAUACAAAAAAAUUUAUAAGAACUAAAAACCUUACUGAUUGUGAAUAAAAACAUUAACUAAAACAUAAGAAUAAGUUAGAUAAGUACACAAAUAGUAUAAUGUUCCAAAAUAUAGAUUAAGUAUUUAGAUUUAUAUAAAUAUCUUUAGAAUGUAUUCAAUUAGUUAUUUGCAUCCUUUGAUGAUAAAUAAAUUAUAUGA
Messenger RNA from Paramecium primaurelia, 325 nucleotides. Lineage: Eukaryota; Ciliophora; Oligohymenophorea; Peniculida; Parameciidae. The record is from the annotation of a GenBank genome assembly.